AUGGAGCCAGAAACUGCGCCGAGCCCUUCGCUAAAUGGCGAAUUGCCUCCUGGGUUUAUUCCCAUGGGCCCACCAGUGUCUGCUCCGACUCCAUCACAGUCGUCGCGUACUAUGUCUGCCUAUACUGGCGCUGGAGUGCCUUUGCCACCAUCGGCUACAUCCACUUUUUACCAGUUGCCGUCCGAACCAGGAUUGCGUGCCGGAAGAGGCACGUCUUCUGUAUCCGGCAUGUCCGGUGGGCAACCUACAUCUCGCUCUCGUCGGUCCAGAAACGGUGGUUCCACUUCUGAUCCUGUUAUGAUCCCAUUGCCCCCGACUGUUGCGUCAUCCUCGAUUGUUUUACCGCCGCCAGACUUACUCUCUCGACCGCACGGUGAUUCCACCAGUUCCACCUCCACAACUUCAGAAGACGAGGCUGUCAGAUCGAGUAUUGCGUCCAGCUCUGCAGAUACGCUCACUACCCCACCGAUGCGUAACAGGAAAACCUUGUCAAAAGCCAGAAAUCCUGCCUAUGAUGCCGCGCCUGUCCCUACCGGCUUUGAAUACCCAGCUACACCUUCCGUCCGCAACUCAACACCUGGCAACGCCGCAAGAGUGCCUCUCCCGCCUUCCACAACUGCCGGCACCCCACGGACGACAUCUGCAUUCACUCCACAUCGCAGUGGUGCCAACAUCAAUGCGGGAAUGACUCCCGGCGUGCGUCACUCGUCCUUGCGCAGCGGUGGCAGGGAACCCAAGGUUCAUCAUCGUCAUUCCUACAAACGCUUCGAUAGUAAUGCUUACUUGGACCCGGCUUACCUUGCCAGUUCUGACGACCUCCAUGAAACUGAUGACAGCUCACGAUAGUAACACCUCAUGUUCAUGACUCCGGGAUGAGACUAACACAAGGGAGUUCUCACACCGAAGGUAGAGCUGGUCCUCUUCAUGAUUUCGAUUUUCCAUUAUAUAUACUUCACGAAUGUACCCUGUAAUUUCAGACUUGACGUUUGUGAAUUACAGAGAGCCUAUAUCGCAUAUGAUCGAUGCUAUAUUAGCCAAGUUGC
Messenger RNA from Heterobasidion irregulare TC 32-1, 1043 nucleotides. RefSeq lists its product as uncharacterized. The coding region runs from base 1 to 846 and encodes 281 amino acids. The record is from RefSeq and is a predicted model, not a curated record. NCBI's taxonomy places the organism in Eukaryota, Fungi, Basidiomycota, Agaricomycetes, Russulales, Bondarzewiaceae. The transcript has a single exon.